This is a messenger RNA of Closterium sp. NIES-67, 1479 nucleotides long. Lineage: Eukaryota; Viridiplantae; Streptophyta; Zygnematophyceae; Desmidiales; Closteriaceae. The record is from the annotation of a GenBank genome assembly.
AGUGGGAAGGAGAUACCACUAUGCGAGGAAACAAAAUGGCAAUGCCAUACACCCUCAAGAGCGGAAGAUAUUUGCUCUUAUGAGGAUGGGAGGACCACGGUACUCUACCGGUAUACAAGUCCUCAUGGCCUAUGGCUUUCCUUAAAGUCAUAAAACCUGCGUCACAACCAAUCCAUCACCAGCACCAACUCCACGGAAGCAGAUAGGCGUGGAAUGGAGCGCCGACGCCACUCCGGACAGUGGACUCCGCGUAUCUCCAACAACACCCCUGUUUGCCGAAAUGGAGCAGACUUCAACAUUAAUGCUGAGUAGCCGAGACGUCUUCGACUGCAACGCUACUUCAAGGACAGUGGCAAAAUAAGACAACACAUGAUGGCACCAGAAGACCUAUCCCAAUAUUGGGAUAUCUAUGCAGCAGAGAUUCCUUGCUUGAGCAACCACCGAGGGAAACUACUUUGGCGCCGAUUCUGGAAGUUACCAGCUCCGCGUUGUGGUACCAACCCCUCGCAUGGUUUUGAAGACAAGGGAUACACUGAGCAGCACUAUACACACGCUGUUGUACUCAAGGUAGUGUGACUCGCAGAUCGCGUGGUGGACAGGGUUACUACUAGUGAUUAUGCUCUCCAUUCUGCAGCACUACGAUGCCGAGUGGGUACGACUCGCGACAACACUACGGCAUGGACCAGCAUUCGACAGAAGCUGCAUGUAACGGAUACAACACUGCUACAGAAGCAGUACUACGACACAACUGCCAUACCACCAACACUUGGUGAUCUUCACACGUGGACCAGAUGCGGGUAACAGCAUGCACAGAUCGGACAACAUAGCCACUCAUCUGCAGGUUACAGCAUACUGUUCCAACCAUUCACAUCUCCAACUCCGACUUGCAUCUGCCCGUCCUGGAGUUUGCCUACAACACAAGCACUUGGCAACUCAUCACUACCCUUCUCGAGACCAUAAUCUCGACAUCUGCCAUCUUCUAUCCAAGCGUCAACCUUGCUUCUGCGGGUCUAUCAUCGUUGAAGCAAGGGUUACUUCAUUCACCUUCCGCUUCCGCCUACCAGCCACUUGGAAGAUCCAUAAACCUUCCAUACCAGCUUCUUAAACCCUAUCAAGACCACACCCGUUCUACACCGAAUGCCAACCACCGUCAUCGCCCGUGUUCAUCCACGACAUGCGACAACUACGUGCUUGGACACCGUCGUCAUCGGAAUGGCACUCUGGAGCUUCUUCUUUGGUGGAAGGGUUCUGAUCCUUCUGAGGCUGCGUCUCUGAUACGACAUGGAUAACGCCCGUCGUCCUCUUCGCGACUACCUUGUCAAGCAGGGUGUUACGUCUACCACCCAGCUUUGAGGGGGGGAAGUGUGAGAGUACGACCCCGUUACACCAAUUUUCCCUUUCCAUAUUUCCUUUCUAUUUCAUUCCUCUUUUUAUCCUCAUUCAUUUGGUCUUUAUCUCAUCUAAUUUGGUUUCCUAUUC